Molecule: messenger RNA, 8619 nt
Organism: Coregonus sp. 'balchen'
Lineage: Eukaryota; Metazoa; Chordata; Actinopteri; Salmoniformes; Salmonidae
Source: the annotation of a GenBank genome assembly
AUGUAUAUCAAAUUUUGCCGGAUUGUAGGAAGUGGAGGAAAUGCCAAAUUACCAGAUGAGGCAAACACAAAGUUAUCGGUUGAAGUGAAGGAACAGCAAGAGAAAGGUAGGCAGAAUUUCAAUUGUUGCUCGUAGUGAUUGCUAUAUAACAAAGGGCCAUUCACACCAAGAACGAUACCUAUAACGACAUGUCCUCUUUUUGGACCUAAAAAAAUGUGUCCGGCCGGGAUUUCUAAAUCGCCCAAAAUGUCCGGGAUUCGGCUUUUGCUUUCUACAGUCGCCAUUCAUUGUGUGCGUUUUGGGUUUUUUGCAUUGCUUUGACCUUUCUCUUUAGGUCCCGCCUUCUCAAUCAUUACCCUCACCAUGGCAACAGCCAAGAGACAGAACAGCAGCUUGCUUGUCAACAGUGGCACAUGGCUCUAGAACAGCGUAAAAAUGCCCAAACGCAAAUGUAAAUUCACAGACGAUUUACAGAGAAAAUUCCUGUGUUUUCGUCUUGGUCGGGAUCCGUGUGAAGCAGAAUGCAUGAUCUGCAAAGCUGGCACGUACGUGUCAGUGUCAAAUAAAGGUGCUAGCGACCUAGAAGCCCACAUAAACUCAGCAAAACACAAAAUUGCAGCUAAAGGAGAGAGUUCGUCAGGUAAAUUAAUUGACUAUUUUGUGAGGGCAGGUAAAACAGAAGAUGCUGUUACUGCUGCAGAGGGAGUUUUUGCAUUCCACACCACGAAGCAUCACAAUAGCUACAGAUUAAUGGACUGCACAUCUGCCUUGUUAAAAACGGCUUCCCUGAUUCCGAGACUGCGCGAAAAUGUUGAAGCGCUCGUACUAAGACCAAAGCAAUUGUCAACGCUGUGAUAGCACCACAUUCUGUCGACAUACAGUGAGGGAAAAAAGUAUUUGAUCCCCUGCUGAUUUUGUAUGUUUGCCCACUUACAAAGAAAUUAUCAGUCUAUAAUUUUAAUGGUAGGUUUAUUUGAACAGUGAGAGACAGAAUAACAACAACAAAAAAUCCAGAAAACGCAUGUCAAAAAUGUUAUAAAUUGAUUGGCAUUUUAAUGAGGGAAAUAAGUAUUUGACCCCCUCUCAAUCAGAAAGAUUUCUGGCUCCCAGGUGUCUUUUAUACAGGUAACGAGCUGAGAUUAGGAGCACACUCUUAAAGGGAGUGCUCCUAAUCUCAGUUUGUUACCUGUAUAAAAGACACCUGUCCACAAAAGCAAUCAAUCAAUCAGAUUCCAAACUCUCCACCAUGGCCAAGACCAAAGAGCUCUCCAAGGAUGUCAGGGACAAGAUUGUAGACCUACACAAGGCUGGAAUGGGCUACAAGAUCAUCGCCAAGCAGCUUGGUGAGAAGGUGACAACAGUUGGUGCGAUUAUUCGCAAAUGGAAGAAACACAAACAAACUGUCAAUCUCCCUCAGCCUGGGGCUCCAUGCAAGAUCUCAUAUCGUGGAGUUGCAAUGAUCAUGAGAACGGUGAGGAAUCAGCCCAGAACUACACGGGAUGAUCUUGUCAAUGAUCUCAAGGCAGCUGGGACCAUAGUCACCAAGAAAACAAUUGGUAACACACUACGUCGUGAAGGACUGAAAUCCUGCAGCGCCCGCAAGGUCCCCCUGCUCAAGAAAGCACAUAUACAGGCCCGUCUGAAGUUUGCCAAUGAACAUCUGAAUGAUUCAGAGGAGAACUGGGUGAAAGUGUUGUGGUCAGAUGAGACCAAAAUUGAGCUCUUUGGCAUCAACUCAACUCGCCGUGUUUGGAGGAGGAGGAAUGCUGCCUAUGACCCCAAGAACAUCAUCCCCACCGUCAAACAUGGAGGUGGAAACAUUAUGCUUUGGGGGUGUUUUUCUGCUAAGGGGACAGGACAACUUCACCGCAUUAAAGGGACGAUUGACGGGGCCAUGUACCGUCAAAUCUUGGGUGAGAACCUCCUUCCCUCAGCCAGGGCAUUGAAAAUGGGUCGUGGAUGGGUAUUCCAGCAUGACAAUGACCCAAAACACACGGCCAAGGCAACAAAGGAGUGGCUCAAGAAGAAGCACAUUAAGGUCCUGGAGUGGCCUAGCCAGUCUCCAGACCUUAAUCCCAUAGAAAAUCUGUGGAGGGAGCUGAAGGUUCGAGUUGCCAAACGUCAGCCUCGAAACCUUAAUGACUUGGAGAAGAUCUGCAAAGAGGAGUGGGACAAAAUCCCUCCUGAGAUGUGUGCAAACCUGGUGGCCAACUACAAUAAACGUCUGACCUCUGUGAUUGCCAACAAGGGUUUUGCCACCAAGUACUAAGUCAUGUUUUGCGGAGGGGUCAAAUACUUAUUUCCCUCAUUAAAAUGCAAAUCAAUUUAUAACAUUUUUGACAUGCGUUUUUCUGGAUUUUGUUGUUGUUAUUCUGUCUCUCACUGUUCAAAUAAACCUACCAUUAAAAUGAUAGACUGAUCAUGUCUUUGUCAGUGGGCAAACGUACAAAAUCAGCAGGGGAUCAAAUACUUUUUUUCCCUCACUGUAUGUAUCCACUAGAAAGCAAGCCAGUGUGUUCACGCAAUGUAGGCUAUGCUGUACAUUUUCAUAUCUAAUCUCAAUAUUUACUGAUGGGAGCAAUCACGGUGCUGUGAAAAUAUUCCCUCUGCUUGUUCAGUAUUUUGAUUGGAAGAAUGGUGGCGUGCAAAGUAUUAGUCGAAGUUAAAAACACUCCAAAUGAGACAGCUGAUAUGAUCGCGCAAUACAUCAAAGAAACACUGGAAAAUAAUGGGAUUUUUUCAAAAUGGAUUGCAUUUACAGGUGACAACUGCAAUACAAUGUUCGGGGGAAUCCGGCGGGAUGAAGAAGGAAAGAAUGUUUUCGCAAAUUUAAAGAAGUCAUUGCAGAACAAAUAUUUUUAAUCGGUGUGGGCUUCCCAGCACACGUCUUGAACAAUUGUGUUCAUUACGGGGCAGACACACUAGAUGUCGAUAUUGAGAACAUAAUCUUCAAAAUAUGUCAAUACUUUAAAUGUGCGCACAGAGAAUCUGAAGGAGUACUGUGAAUUUGUUGAUGUUGAAUACAGAAGUCCCAGGUAUUGAGAGGCUGCUACAGAUGUUUCCAGCCUUGAAAGCAUUAUUUUUGUCACAGGAAAAAACACCCUCCUUGAUCAAUACGUUUUUUUGAAGAUGAGUUCAGUGAAAUUUACCUCUGGCACAUGCACUCACUCAUGUGUGUGUUUCAUUCACACAUUCGGGAGAGCAAUUCAAUUGUGGAAGUGAAUAACCUUUUCAACAAAGUCCACACCAUGCUUCUUGAACGCAAGACCAAUAACUUCAUGUCCCUUAAAGUUAAGGGACUAUUGGCAAAAAAGCACAAGGAUGGACUUUUCAGUGCUCAAGUACAGGGUCUGUACAGAUCAUUACAUUUUACUCAUUUAGCAGACGCUCUUAUCCAGAGCGACUUACAGUUAGUGAGUGCAUACAUUUUUAUUUUAUUUUUAUACUGGCCCCCCGUGGGAAUUGAACCCACAACCGUGGCGUUGCAAACGCCAUGCUCUACCAACUGAGCUACAUCCCUGCCGGCCAUUCCCUCCCCUACCCAAUUGUGCGCCGCCGCAUGGGUAUCCCGGUCGGAGCCGGCUACGACAGAGCCUGGAUUCGAACCAGGAUCUCUAGUGGCACAGCUAGCACUGCGAUGCAGUGCCUUAGACCACUGCACCACUCGGGAGGUGCCUGGAGUAUCUGGAGAAAUGGAUGGCACCCAUGGAGGAGUUCUCCUCUUUCAUGUGGAUGGAUCUGAGUGAGACACCUGACUGGAAUGACAUAGAAGCCUGUAUCAAACACCUGGGAGGAAAGGGGGUGCCAAUUGAUGAUGCAAAGUGCUUUGAUCAGGUCACCAACCUGAAGAAAUUCACAGAAAGGUGUAACAGUGAUGGAGAGUUCAGUAAUCUGCAAGCACACAAGAAGUGGACCAAAUAUUUUGAAAGGUCCAAAAACAUAGAUUUUCAUUCAGAGCUACUGAAGAUUGCACAGUUUUUCUUUGCUAUUCCUUCUCACAAUGCAAAUGUAGAGAAUUUAUUUUUUCACUGAUGCAAAGCCAGUGGACAAAGGAAAGGAAUCACUUGUCUGUUGAGUCACUGAAGGGGCUUCUGUGUACACAAUACAACUUUAAAAACAUGUCUUGCAAAGACUUUCAUACCUACUUGAUUGGUAAUCAAGGACUGUUGGGAAAGAUUCGAUCUUCGGGAAAGUAUACCAGAGAGCAUCAGGAGGACUGACAUUAUUUUUGACUGAAAUAGUGGAUUUUUUUAUGACAACUGUUUAUUUUAUUUUAUUUUAACCUAUGGCCAUGAAAAGAAACAGUGUCAUGUAAAAGGUGUUAAAAGCUAAACUAUUUUUUGUUGUUGUUGUUAUUAUUCUAUUGUUGAGGGCCAACAGUUGAAUGGAAAGGAUGUAUUACUUUAUGUAUUAAAGUUCAAUAACAUAGUUGCAUGGUUGUGAACGCAUUUGUAUUUACCACCCACUGCGGGUGUCCGUCUGCCUCCCGCUCCCACUGUCCUCUUUUUUGAAAACAAAAAUAUGGUCACCCUAUAUAACGAACUAUAACAUCAAACAAUUAACAAUUAAAAUAGUUAUAAUUCUAGUGAACAGGAGCGUUCAUACUACAACGAUAACUACAAAAAGAGUGGAGAACGAUAACGACAUCUAUCUAUCGUUUGGAUCACUUUCAGAGCGACGAUAAAACAUUGACAACCAAUCAAAAAUACGUUAUAUUGGAGGGUUCUUGGUUCUAGCUGGUUUAGGCUGCUCAGAGGAGAGAAGAGCGCACAGUAAACUUGCCUGAUAUAGGAGGAUUUGGGAGAAUGAUGAUCAAAGACAAACAGCGCAUAUCAGUAUAAGAAGGCCAUAUUUUCCGAUGGUAUCUGAUAACGCCAAUACAUCCUGACAAAGUACACACAAUGACUGGCUUGCUAAUGUGCCUAUCGGAACCUUGUCAACUGUCGAGAAAAGACCCAUUACUAAUCCAAAUGGUUGCCUAAUCCGGUCUAGGAUAGAUUAUUAUUAUUUCGGAAUGAAACAUGCAUUCAAAACGCAAGGCUUUUUAGCGGUUAUUGAAAUGAUAAAUAAAUGUUUAUACACUGAGUGUACAAAACAUUAGGAACACCUGCUCUUUCCAUGACAUAGACUGCCCAUGUGAAUCCAGGUGAAAACUAUGAUCCCUUAUUGAUGUCACCUGCUAAAUCCACUUCAAGCAGUGUAAAACCUCUUAAGUUGACAGUCCCCGAAAUCGGGCACUAGAAUUACUUUAAAAAUAUGUAUAUGUUUACAUGACGUAUUUUAUUGACAGCCAUCCAGACCUUCCUAGGACCAUGUCAACGUCCUCUAUCGAAUAAACUUGUAUUUGCCUCCCUCUGGUGGUCGGCUGCAUCAUUACAUCAAUUUAUAUCACUUCACUGCAACGUUAGGUCAAAGGGGCGGUCCUUAGAAAAACAUUUAUCCAGCUUGACUGCUUCACGGCACAGACAUGGCAAAGCAAUCGCUGAAUUUGUCUCGAGCCGGCGGAACUAAAUACAUAACAUUCAUAGCUCUACGAUAAAGAAUGUGACGUACACACUUCCUUCAACCUAAAAUAAGUAAAGAAGUAAUUUUGUGUGGAAGUCAAACAUUUUACGUCGGAGGCAGACACAUUGCAUAUGCGCAGAAUGACAAAAUGGAGCCCUUUACAUAGCCCUUGUCCCCUUGUCUAUAGGAGGGACGCACACUGUUUAAAUUGCCCAAAUGUUGAUUUAGACGUUCACAAAUCUAACAGAUUUGGACUAUCACUCAUGUCAUGAUAUGUUUGGUCAAGUAAUAAAGAAGGUAAAAUAUUUUGGGUAGAUGUUCCUUUAACAUUAUAACUAUAUAUGGACAUAUUAUAAAGUAUGAAAAGGCUUAUUCAUUCACAAUUUAAAAAAACAUCUUAUUUUCAUAUUUGUAUAUGUUUUAUUAUACCUGUAUUGUGUACUAGAUCAUAUGGGUUGAAAAGUGUUUUUUUCUCAGACAUAAAUAAACUAUUCCAGGUGGCCCCGUGUAGCUCAAUUGGUAGAGCAUGGCGUUUGCAAUGCCAGGGUUGUGGGAUCGAUUCCCACGGGGGGCCAGUAUGAAAAAAUGUAUGCACUCACUAACUGUAAGUCGCUGGAUAAGAGCGUCUGCUAAAUGACUAAAAUGUGAAAGCCAAAGGUCAUAGCUUUCUGGGGGGAACACUACUACAUUAAUAAAAUAUUGCCCUCUUGCUAGAUUGAUGACGAAAACCAUAGCAAAACAGUGCAAAACGGCUGUCAACUCAGAAGGAGUUUUAAGCCUUGAGACAACUGAGACAUGGAUUGUGUGUGUGCCAUUCAGAGGGUGAAUGGGCAAGACAAGAUUGAAGUGCCUUUGAACGGGGGAUGGUGGUAGGUGCCAUGCGCCCCGGUUUGAGUGUGUCUACAACUGAAACGCUGCUGGGUUUUUCAUGCUCAACACUUUCCUGUGUGUAUCAAGAAUGGUCCAGCACCCAAAGGACAUCCAGCCAACUUGACACAACUGUGGGAAGCAUUGUUAUCGGUAUGGCCCUUAAGACUAUUCUUUCCUUGUCUAGACCUGCAGGUCCUGGGGAACGUGGGUCUGUACCGCGCAGUGUGCUUACUACUGUCCAUCAUCUGUCUGGUUCUACUGCUCGUCAUCAUCAUCCUCUGUGUCAAAUGUGAGUAUCAUAGACAUUCUAUUCUAGAAUAGUGAUUUAGAAACAGAAUAUCCAGCAUGUUGGGUUAGAUAGCCUUCUAAGCAAGAAAUAACUAAACAAAUGUGUAAUAUGACACCAUUCUCUUAUACUUUCUUUCUUUCUUUCUUUCUUUCUUUCUUUCUUUCUUUCUUUCUUUCUUUCUUUCUUUCUUUCUUUCUUUCUUUCUUUCUUUCUUUCUUUCUUUCUUUCUUUCUUUCUUUCUUUCUUUCUUUCUUUCUUUCUUUCUUCAUUAUUCUCUAGUUCCAUCCCAGCCUCUGGUCUGUCAUGGGACUGAAAAAGGGAUUGAGGCUAAAGAGGAGGGGAGUGUGAAUGAAAAAGGGAUUGAGGCUAAAGAGGAGCGGUUCCAGUCCACUGAGGUGUGCAGCCUGCAGACAUGCCAAGCACAAUACUUCCAGCAACAGAGCCAGGGUGAGUCCACUACUGUAGUGUGUUAGUCUAAUGUAGCCUAUUAAACUAUAUCUCUCUACAUAUUGUAUCAAUGUAUCAAUCUAAUGCUUUGAGAUGUAUUGUACCACUACAAUGUUUUCUCUUAGACUUUAUACCAUGCUAAUAACUAAUUAUUUUAUCUAAAUUUAUUAACUGAACCUUAUGUUGUACUUUAAGAGUAAUUUCCCUCCUUUCCUCCAGUCCCUGGCUGCCAUACGUGUGAUAAAGGCUGGCUGCACUUUGAGAGCUCCUGCUACUUCCUCUCCAGAGACAGAUUGAACUGGGACGAGAGCAGGGACGAGUGUAAGAAGAGAGGGGCAGAUCUGGCCGUCAUAACAAACAAAACAGUGCAGGUGGGUCUACUACAACUGUCACUCUUUUCUGCCUCUUUUUUCUCUUUGUAUAACAGUGACCAUACAAUGAUGAUAGGAAAGCAACAGUGAUUGAUUGACAAUCAUACAUAACAGUAAGAUUGACUAAGGAUACUAAUAGUCCAAUAAAAACUGUGUAAAAACAAAUCAUUGUCCCAGACCUUUCUGACGGCGAAGGGGAACCUGAUGUACUGGAUUGGUCUGAGACAGAGAACCAGGAACUGGGUUUGGGUCAACAACACUGCACUGGCACAGAGGUGAGACAACCGAUGAUGAUAACAAAUGUAAUGUUUUAGUAUGGACAGUACUGAGCUGUUCCCUUUCCUCUCAUUGGUAGUUACUGGUCAGGAUCCAACAGACAAGGGGAUUGUGGGUUACUGACAGGAAGGGAUCCUCCUGAGAGAAGCUGGAGCUCGUCAUCAUGUGACCAGUACAGCUUCUACAUCUGCCAGAGGGGGCGCUAAAGGACAGACUACACCAUCUGCCAGCAGUCACCAACCCUGGUCCUGGAGCGCUAUAUGAUGUACAGGCUUUUGUUCCAGCCCACCAGUAAGACACAUGAUUUACCUAGUCAAUGAAUCACCUUGAUUAGCUGAAUCAUUUAAGUGUUGUACACCAUGUAGCUCAGCAGGGUUGGUGGCUACUGCCAUAUGCCAACUAAGAAACUGGCAAUUCGGCUUCUCUUUAGACUUCCAUCUAUCAUUCACUCCUAUUCCAUAGCCUUUUAUACCAUGAUUACACAUCUCUAUCAAUAGCCUUUUACACCUUGAUUAUAUACUUUUUGACAUACGUCUAUGUUAUAAUUCAUUCAUUAGACAUCCAGGUAUGACCUAGAUUACAGUUAUUUAUGCCUUAAGAAGAAUAAUCAAGUCAGCCUGCCAGUUUCAGUUAGAAUUUGCACUAAUGUUAAAGAUUAACACUAUAUAUUGCACUUAUUUGCUUGUUUUGGUGAGAUGUUUCUAUAUGUUUUUUUUAAUGACUUUGAAUGUAAUAAUGAUCUACAUUAUUAUGUGCAUUAACCAAUCAUUAGGUUUUAUGUUCUGAUUUACAAUCCUGAAAGGAAAAAAAGUUUUAUAUAAUUUGUUCCUGUAAUAAAGAAUCAGUUAAUAUACUGUCUAG